Molecule: messenger RNA, 663 nt
Organism: Carassius auratus (goldfish)
Lineage: Eukaryota; Metazoa; Chordata; Actinopteri; Cypriniformes; Cyprinidae
Product: ral guanine nucleotide dissociation stimulator-like
Biological process (GO): signal transduction
Source: RefSeq, a predicted model, not a curated record
AUGUCUUCAUCCUCCAGGGUCGUAGUACACCAAACCAAGAAGAAGAUCCAAAAGUCCACAUCCCUGUUUUGGACAAAAGCAGUUGAUCUGCAGUUCUGGGAGUCCACGUCUCUGUCGUCUCUGGACGCGUCGGGGUCUCGGCUCAGGUUCUGGCUCCAGCAGUGCCUCCUCGUCUUCGUGUCGUCCACACCGGUCACAGGGUCUCGCUCAUCACAAGCGCUCCGUCUCGCGGCGUGUCCAGCUACUCGUCCUCUCUCUCUGCCACUUAACAACCAGCAGGUGGACGACUGCUUGCAUCAUCAGAGUCAGUCUGGACGUGGACAACGGGACAUGUACAAGAGCAUACUGGUCACGAGUCAGGAUAAGACUCCAGCAGUCGUGAGGAAAGCCAUGGUCAAACACAACCUGGACCGCGAGCGAGCCGAGGAUUAUGAGCUGGUUCAGAAGAUCAGUGAGGAAAAGGAGCUGAAGAUCCCCGGACAAUGCAAUGUUUUUUACGCCAUGAACUCCACGGCCAAACUAUGACUUUGUCUUGAGAAGAGGUUCCCGAGAGCAGGCCGAACCAAACAUGUGUCCAGCUCCACGCUGCCCCGAAUGAAGCAGAAAGGUCUGAAGAUCGCCAAGGGAAUUCUUCUGAAUCCCAAACUCUUGUGCAGGAGCUGG